GUUUGCUGCGGGGAUCCGGAGGCUGCUCCCGCGACGUUUUCUCUUCCCCUGUAGUCCUGCAGCGGAAGCUUGGCCCUUGACGUUUCCUUCUCCUCCGGAGGAGAGCUUGGGAUGUGGUAAUGCCAGCCAGACUUUUCAGAGCCCUGACCAGAUCUCACUAUAUUUUAUCAAAAGCACAUCAGUGCCGAAGAUUUGUUCAUCUAACAUUAAAACCACCUAAGAAAUUUGAAAAUACAACAUGCACCAUCCUGACAACAUGUCAGAACUUGGAUUUGUUCUUUCCUGAUUCAGCAGCUGGUGGUUUAAAUAAAUCUCAGAUCCUGGAAAUGAACCGAAAAACAUCAAACACAAGCGUACUCUUUCUAUUAAGUGCUGUGCAUUGCCAAGCUGAAAAAGCACACCUUCCAUCCAUGAAAUCCUUUGCUGCUCACAGGAAAGUGACCCACAAGCCAAAUCUAUUGGGUUCUAAGUGGUUUAUAAAAAUACUAAAGAGACAUUACUCACCUAUGUCAACUGAAAUAUUUGUUCCAAAACAAGACAUUCCCCAAGUCAAGAGACCACUAAAAGCAUCCAGGACCAGGCAGCCAUCCAGGACCAACCUUCCAGUCCUGUCUGUGAACGAGGACCUGAUGCAGUGCACAGCAUUUGCAACAGCAGAUGAAUAUCAUCUGGGGAAUCUCUCUCAAGACCUGGCCUCCCACGGAUACGUUGAAUUGAUUAUUUUGUUUUUCCAAAUCAGGGAAGGAGCUGCUGUGUUUUGGAAUGUGAAAGACAAAACUAUGAAGCAUGUGAUGCAAGUUCUUGAAAAACAUGAGAUUCAGCCCUAUGAAAUUGCACUAGUACACUGGGAAAAUGAAGAGCUUAACUACAUAAAAACAGAGGGACAGUCAAAACUUCACAGAGGGGAAAUCAAGUUAAAUGUGGAGCUGGAUUUAGAUGAUGCCAUUCUAGAGAAAUUUGCUUUCUCCAAUGCUCUUUGCCUUUCAGUGAAACUGGCUAUUUGGGAAGCAUCACUGGAUAAAUUUGUUGACUCUAUUCAGUCGAUUCCAGAGGCUUUAAAAGCCGGAAAGAAGGUGAAACUAUCUCAUAAAGAAGUUAUGCAGAAAAUGGGUGAACUCUUUGCCCUAAGGCACCGUAUAAACUUGAGUUCAGACUUCUUGAUUACUCCUGAUUUCUACUGGGAUAGAGAAAACCUGGAAGAACUUUAUGAUAAAACUUGUCAAUUCCUUAGCAUUACUCGAAGAGUUAAGGUCAUGAAUGAAAAACUUCAGCACUGCAUGGAACUAACAGAUCUAAUGCGGAAUCACCUGCAGGAAAAGAGGGCACUUCGCCUGGAGUGGAUGAUCGUCAUCCUCAUCACCAUAGAGGUACUGUUUGAGCUGGGACGAGUAUUUUUCUGAUCAGGGGAUAACCAAGUGUUAUUGCAAGAAAUACUCAAGUUCUACAAUCAAAAAUAAAUGUUCAGGGCUGGCUGCUUAGCUCACUUGGGAGAGUGAU
Messenger RNA from Galeopterus variegatus (Sunda flying lemur), 1497 nucleotides. It is a transcript of the gene RMND1, whose product is annotated as required for meiotic nuclear division 1 homolog (S. cerevisiae). The record is from RefSeq and is a predicted model, not a curated record. Gene Ontology annotation, biological process: positive regulation of mitochondrial translation. Lineage: Eukaryota; Metazoa; Chordata; Mammalia; Dermoptera; Cynocephalidae. The transcript has 11 exons. Bases 120 to 1400 code for a protein of 426 amino acids.